Thlaspi arvense is the source of this 315-nucleotide messenger RNA. The record is from the annotation of a GenBank genome assembly. NCBI's taxonomy places the organism in Eukaryota, Viridiplantae, Streptophyta, Magnoliopsida, Brassicales, Brassicaceae.
AUGAAGAUUUUCAACAUUGCUAUGGCUGUUGACCACUUGACAUACUGUGGUUCGUUUCAUAAUUGGGGGAGAUGGGCCGAAGAGGGUCAGGCUGGAAGAGAUGAGGGAAAAAUACUCUCUUCAAGAUCGAGUGGAAAUGUUAGGUGCUGUCCCGCAUGCCAGAGUACGCUCUGUCCUGAUUUCAGGCCAUAUAUUCUUAAACAGCGUUCAAACAAGAAGGAGAGGGAUUGUUCGCCAGACUGCCGAUCGCGGAGGGGAGAGAUUGUGAAAGAGUUCGUUCGCCGGAGUGCCAAGCGUGGAGGCGAGAGGCUGUGA